Messenger RNA from Pangasianodon hypophthalmus (striped catfish), 1737 nucleotides. RefSeq lists its product as uncharacterized. NCBI's taxonomy places the organism in Eukaryota, Metazoa, Chordata, Actinopteri, Siluriformes, Pangasiidae. The coding region runs from base 828 to 1583 and encodes 251 amino acids. The transcript has 5 exons. The record is from RefSeq and is a predicted model, not a curated record.
GAUCCAGGACCUGAUUUAAACAUUAGAUAGCGCUGAUGAGUGAACAACAUGUGAAACACUGAGACAAACUUUACGAUUUUAGUAGAGGUCAGAGGUCAUCCAGUGAACUUGAAAUCAUAAUUUUGUACUUUCGCACACUUUCUACACACACACACACACACGCGCACACGAGUCAUGGAAACAUCUGUGGUUAGAGAUGGUCACCCCAUAGACACAGUGAACCUAAGCACCUUUCCAUUUCUGAGACACGCACACACACACACACACACACACACACACACACGCGCACUGAAACAGGAAAUCUACAGUGAAGCCCUGCGGUAUCAGACACGCACGAGUAAGUCGGCUCUGUCAUGAAUGAAGGUUAUGCGACUGUCACAUGUCACUUAUGUUGGAGUUGAAAAUUUUGUAAUUAUGUUGGAAAUUACUCCUACUUUCUGUGCAGUAAUUUUUUUAUCCUCCAUAUGAAUAUGCACUGCAAAAACUAAUGUUUGAAAAGUAUUUGUUUUGAAUGGAAAAAGUGUUUGUUAGUCAACGGCAGUCAUGAGGUCAUAUGUCCCACCCCUAAGAUGUUUAUGUUCCACUGGCUUUGACCAACCACGAAUAUCAAAGCCUCAUCAUAAAAAAAUGUGUCAAACAGAAAACUUAGAAAAAAAGGUUUGUGCAUCUCUGACGCGUGUCUAAACAUCACAGUUUAACCGCAACCAAUGAGCUGCUAGAGAGAGCGAGAGAGCAGUUUUCCACUGACGUGGACCAAUCAGAUUAAAGAACACACAACCGCAUGAAAGAGCUUCAGCAGCACGAGCCGCUCAGCACCAGUGUCUGAGAUGGAGACAUCAAGAGUCGCUCUCAUCGCUCUCGUGUGUGUUGUGUUCUCCAGUCAGAAGAGGAUCUCUGGAGCAGAAGUGGAGAUGAGAGUCAGACGAGGAGACGACGUCACUCUCUACUCCGACUGUGUUUGGAAAGUUGGAUUGAAUCCACUGUGGUUUAGAAACUGCUCAGAAAAGGAUCAUCCUCGUUUCAUGUUGUCGACUAACGAUUUGAUGCGUGUUGCUGUUACACGUUACUCGUUUGUGUUUAAUGACUCCAGCAACACACACGAUCUGCUGAUUAAGAACGUCACAGAAGCAGAUCAGGGCCUGUACUACUGCGCUCUACAUGAGAAAAAUAUUUCAAAGGAUAACAAUGGCAUCAUCAUCAGUGACGUGUAUCAUUACGGAAACAGAUCCACUCGACUCUCUCUACUCGAACCCUGUCGCAGUGUGUGUGAGCUGUGUGUAUCUGAGCCGAGUGUUAGCUGGAAGCUGGUGUUCAGUGUGUGUGUUGUGUGUGUUCUCCUCUCCUCACUCCUCUCCUCCAUCUGUGUGUACUGCCUCUGCACAAACACCACUAAAGCAGAAGUCGAAGCAGGAAGCAGCAGAAGAACAACUCGGAGACAUGAUGAGGUUGGAGAAGAUGAGGUCUGUUACGCCUCAUUGGACAUCCAGAAGCUCAAGAAGGAGACGAAGAGGAAGAAGAGAGUUCAGCACUCUGAUUUCAGCACAUAUUCAGAAGUCAGGACUGAGAGAACUGAGAGAUGCUGAGGAGGCGUUAAUGAAUUCGGAAAUGUAUUUUGCAUCACAGUGUAUUAUUUGAUAAACUGUUUUGAUAUACUAUCUUUGAUGUCCUUAAUAACAAUCAAUUAAAUAAAAUUGAUAUACAGGUUUUACAUGUUUUUAUACGUUUUUGAAUUUUUUU